AUGCCAUGUCGCCUUCAAAAAUAUAGUUCGCAACACCACCACCAGCAGCAGCAGCAGCAGCAGCACCAGCAGCAGCAGCAAUACAAACAACACGAUAGGGAAACUUCAAGCAAUAAAACAACAGUCCAAAUCAAACCUUUAGCUAGCCCUCUUAUUAGAAGAACAAAACAGUCAAUUCAUGACUACAUCUAGACAUCAGGAACAAAACAGUCAAUUCAUGACUACAUCACAUCAAGAACAAAACAGUCAAUUCAUGACUACAUCUAGACAUCAGGAACAAAACAGUCAAUUCAUGACUACAUCUAGACAUCAGGAACAAAACAGUCAAUUCAUGACUACAUCUAGACAUCAGGAACAAAACAGUCAAUUCAUGACUACAUCUAG
Molecule: messenger RNA, 384 nt
Organism: Biomphalaria glabrata
Lineage: Eukaryota; Metazoa; Mollusca; Gastropoda; Planorbidae
Product: sex-determining region Y protein-like
Exons: 4
Source: RefSeq, a predicted model, not a curated record